Fusarium odoratissimum NRRL 54006 is the source of this 1836-nucleotide messenger RNA. RefSeq lists its product as uncharacterized. The coding region runs from base 1 to 1836 and encodes 611 amino acids. The record is from RefSeq and is a predicted model, not a curated record. The transcript has 2 exons. NCBI's taxonomy places the organism in Eukaryota, Fungi, Ascomycota, Sordariomycetes, Hypocreales, Nectriaceae.
AUGUCUGAGAAACCACAUUGGUCAUCAAUACGCCGCAGGGCAGCAUUGUCUGACCAUCCUUCCCUGCCUUCACGUCCACAGACUCUUCCUCAACACAUGGAUGAUUCCGAGAGAAGACUAACACUUGGAGAUUUGGGUAUACUAGCUAAGGAGAGACAGGAACCUACUCGGAGUGCCACAUUAGGGGAUGUGGGAGAUUGGUUCAGGAACAAGCUUCCAAGUCAUCGUGCAGAGAGAGGAGGAACAUUGAGAAACAACGGGGGUUGGGAAAUCGGAGAGGCUGCUGGCAAUUCUUCAUCUCAACUUCAACACAAAGUCAACAAUCGAGCAUCAGCACAGCAUAACUCUGCCUCAAAUCGCCGAGGGGGUCAACGCAGCAGAACCGGGGGUUCAGAUCGCCUUGUGGAUUGGAACACACCGAAAAACCUAAGUGAAGCAGUGUCUGAACCAACGUCCGCAUCUAAAGACAAAGGGAAUGAGCCUUCACUGCCGACUUAUCGCAGAUGGAAUGAAUUCGGUUCCCUGAGAAUAGGCAAGAAGCGCGGUCAGAAGAAACGGAGUGACAGUAUAGAAGCCGAGAAGGAUAAAGAAAAGCAACCCAUAAGGCGCUCUUCCAGAGCUCAGUCCUUUGCGGCAGUCAUUCAAGGAACGCCUAGCAUAUUGGAAGUUCUAGAAGCCAAUCGAAAGGCAAGGAGAAAAGCACGAGAGGACCGGGAAAGUUUGAGAGAGAGUGGAGAUUACCUGGGAGUUCAAGGUAUCAAUCCGCAGACGGGUAUUCUUGAUCUUACAUCGGACAGUGGAGAGAGUACGCUGAGCUCGAAAACGGAACAAAAGCUACUGAACCUGGAGGCACAGGCUAAGAACGCUUUAUCGGCUGCCGAAAGAAAGGAGGCCGAGAUCGAAAUCGUCAAGAUACAUCUCGAUCACGAAGUCGAGAAAGCACGACGACAAGAGAAAGCAGAGAAACAACUGGCAGCUUCUGCCACUGCCAAAUGGCGAAGGGGGACACACCAGUGGUCAUCAGUUCAGGAGCCUGAUUUGAGCCCGAUUGCCCAAUCACGCAGAAGUACUUCAGUGUUGUCAAGGGGCCCGUCACGCCGAGACUUAGCUAUGGCAAAGGAGGAAGGGCUGAUCGACUUAGACCUUCCUGUUCUUCACAAUAACUCAAAGGAGCCGUCCGAUGAAGAAGUCCCGCCUGAUGUACAACCCAAGGAAAGCUCCAACUCAUCUGACACAGUGAUCAAAACCCCUCAUAGACGCAGCCUGGCAAACCCGUCUCCUUCAGCCUUGGAGCUUUUCGAGAAUGACAUAAGUUUCCAUAACCCAAGUGAGCACAGGCUAGGCAGAGAUCAGAUCCCAGAGUCUUUCCUUGCAUCCGCGCACGAUGAUACACAGAUACAAACGGCUUUGGACGAGACACAACAUCUGCAUGGGAACGAGAAGUUCCACGAGGCGGGCGGAUCACUGGCGCACCACAGAGACCAAAACCAACACUCCAGUUCUUUUUUAGAGAAGGGCCUAGGAGGGGCAAUAGAACCAGGAGGAACCCAGAGACCUCGAGUGUCAAUCAGCAAGGACUCUUUGUCGGAUCUCUCGAUGAAACCAAACCUCACAACAUCCAGCACCAACCACUUACUAGUGAAGAGCAAGAUCGAGAUACGAAGCCAACACGAGAACAUUCCAGAAAGCUACGUGCAAGAUUUGACGACCACCCACGAGAAAUCCACUACCCUCCCGACAACAGUGGAACAGUCCGCGUCAAGUUCCCCAGAAAGCCAGUGCCAACACACUCCAGUCUCGACAUACCAUCAGCAAGUCCUGACAGGACGUGUAUAG